CGGGGCCGGAGCCGGAGCCGGAGCCGGAGCUGGAGGCGGGCGAAACCGGAGCGGCCGGGGGCGGCCACGGGGAUGAGCCGGGCCUGGCGGACGCGGCGCCAUCGCAGUCAGAUUGGGCCAAAGGGACUUGAGAGUGAUCCAAGAGGCUUCCCUGGACCUAUGGGACUGAGCUACGCCGCCGUGUUGUGUGGAGAAGGAAGAGGCCCCGCAGAAGGGACUCGUUGAGCCACCCCCGCUCUGCUCCAUGUUGGCUGUGCCCUCAGGCUGGCGCCAUGCCCCCCCCAGCAGAGGUGACGGACCCGUCCCAUGCCCCUGCCGUCCUGCGCCAGCUCAAUGAGCAGCGGCUCCGCGGCCUCUUCUGUGAUGUCACCCUCAUAGCUGGAGACACCAAGUUCCCUGCUCACCGCAGUGUCCUGGCUGCUUCCAGUCCCUUCUUCAGAGAGGCCCUGCUCGCUUCAGCUCCGCUGCCCCUCCCACCAGUUACUGGGGGCCCUGCCCCCAACCCCGCCGCCACCACAGCUGCCUCCUCCUCUUCCUCCUCCUCUUCUUCCUCUUCCUCCUCCUCCUCUUCUUCCUCUUCCUCUUCUUCCUCUUCCUCCUCUUCCCCCCCUCCGGCCUCCCCCCCCACUUCCUCCCCCCCCCGGGUCCUGGAGCUGCCAGGGGUCCCAGCAGCUGCCUUCUCUGAUGUCCUCAACUUCAUCUACAGUGCCCGGCUUGCCCUACCCGGCGGCGGAGGGGACGGGGCAGCGGUGGCGGAGAUCGGAGCCCUGGGGCGGCGUCUGGGCAUCUCGCGCCUGCAGGGCCUGGGGGAGGGAGGCGAUGCCUGGGUACCUCCUGCCCCAGCCGCCAUGGCCGCCUCGCAGCCCGCAGACGAGAGCUUCGGGCCUGGGCCGAGGCCCGCCGGGGAGUGGGAGGGCGACAGGGCUGAGGCCCAGGCCUCUGACUCGCAGGCCCCCCUGUCCCGGCGGCCCCUGCCCUGCCCACGAUGCGGGAAGAGCUUCAUCCAUCCCAAGCGGCUGCAGACCCACGAGGCACAGUGCCGACGGGGGGCCGGCACCCGGGGGUCUGCGGGGCUGGGCUCCGGGGGCUCGGGCCCCAGCGGUCCUGCGGGAGUGGACGCCUCCGCCCUGCCCGCGCCGGUGGGCUUCCGAGGCGGCCCCGAGCACGUGGUGAAGGUGGUGGGCGGCCACGUGCUGUACGUGUGCGCCGCCUGUGAGCGCUCCUACGUGACCCUGUCCAGCCUGAAGCGGCACAGCAACGUGCACUCGUGGCGGCGGAAGUACCCCUGCCGCUACUGCGAGAAGGUGUUCGCGCUGGCGGAGUACCGAACCAAGCACGAGGUGUGGCACACUGGGGAGCGCAGGUACCAGUGCAUCUUCUGCUGGGAGACCUUUGUCACUUAUUAUAACCUGAAGACCCACCAGCGAGCCUUCCAUGGCAUUAGCCCCGGCCUCUUAGCCAGUGAGAAGACACCCAAUGGAGGCUACAAGCCCAAGCUCAAUACCCUCAAGCUGUACCGCCUGCUCCCCAUGCGGGCAGCCAAGCGGCCCUAUAAGACCUACAGCCAGGGAGCCCCCGAGGCUCCCCUCUCUCCAAGCCUCAGCACGCCGGCCCCUGUAGCCAUGCCUGCCAGCCCACCGCCCGGACCCCCGCCUGCCCCCCAGCCCGGACCCCCACCCUCUGUCAUCGCUUUCGCCCGCCCGGCUCCCUCUGUCAUUGUUCACGGGGGCAGUAGCAGUGGUGGAGCAGGGGGUGGGCCGGCCAACACGGGGGGAGCCCAAGCUGCCUCGGUCAUCACUUACACUGCUCCCCCGAGGCCCCCCAAAAAACGUGAGUACCCACCUCCUCCCCCUCAGCCUGCAGCCACGCCAACCAGCCCGGCCACAGCGGGCAGCCCGGCCACCGCCGCGGGGCCGGCCACAGCCACCGAGGAGGCCAAGGGCCGGAACCCACGGGCUGGAAGGACUCUGACCUACACGGCCAAGCCAGCCGGCGGGAUUGGCGGGGGUGGGGGUCCCCCCGCGGGGCCUGGCCGGGGCCCCUCUCAGCUACAGGCUCCACCUCCACUGUGUCAGAUCACGGUGCGGAUCGGCGAGGAGGCCAUUGUCAAGCGCCGCAUCUCAGAGACUGACCUGCGCCCUGGGGAGCUGAGCGGAGAGGAGGUGGAGGAGAGCGAGGAGGAGGACGACGAAGAGGACGAGGACGAGGACGAGGACGAGGACGAGGACGAGGACGAGGAGGAAUCGAGGGCUGGCGGGGAGGACCAGCUCUGGCGGCCCUACUACUCCUACAAGCCCAAGCGCAAGGCCGGGGCGGCGGGCGCGGGCGGCAGCGGGGCCGGCGCGCCGCCCCGGGGCCGCCGGCCGCCCCGCUGGAGACAGAAGCCGGAGCGCAGGAGCUGGGAGGACGCGCCGGCGGCCGAGGGCCCCGCGGGGCGCGCCCGGGCCGAGCGGAGGCACCGCUGCGCGGAUUGCGCCCAGACCUUCGCCAGCCUGAGGAAGCUGCGCAAGCACCAGGAGGCGCACGGCGGCGGCGCGCACGGCGCCCGCGCCGGCCGCAGGCCCUCCAGCCGCUUCGCCUGCCCCCACUGCGCCAAGGUGUGCAAGACGGCGGCCGCCCUGAGCCGCCACGGCCAGAGGCACGCGGCCGAGCGGCCCGGGGGCACCCCCACGCCGGUCAUCGCCUACUCCAAGGGCAGCGCCGGCGCCAGAGCCGGGGAGGUCAAGGAGGAGGCCCCCCAAGAGAUGCAAGUCUCCUCGUCCAGCGGCGAGGCCGGUGGCGGGAGCGCUGCUGCUGCGGAGGGAGCGUCCGAGGCCGCCUCUCUCCAGGACCCUGUCAUCUCAGGGGGUGAGGAGCCCCCGCUGGUGGCAGGAGGGGGCAACUAUGCGUAUCCGCCUGUGCAGGAAUUUCCACUGGCUCUGAUUGGGAGCGGCAGGGAACCUAGCGGUGGGAGGGGGAAAAGUGGCAGCGAGGGGCCCGUGGGGGCCGGGGAGGGGGACCGCGCGGAGGGGUUGGGGUCUGCCAAAGUCACCUUCUACCCAGAGCCCUACCCGCUCGUCUAUGGCCCCCAGCUCCUUGCCGCUUACCCUUACAACUUCAGCAACCUGGCCGCUCUCCCGGUUGCUCUUAACAUGGUCCUACCUGACGAGAAGGGUGGGGGGGCCCUUCCCUUCCUUCCAGGGGUCUUUGGCUACGCAGUCAAUCCUCAAGCAGCACCCCCUACUCCCCCAACCCCACCUCCGCCCACUCUUCCUCCACCAGUCCCUCCUAAGGGAGAAGGGGAAAGGGCAGGGCUUGAGAGAACCCAGAAGGGAGAUGUGGGGUGAGCUCUGGGCCCACCUCCCCCCUUUCACCAGAUGGCACCCUCCCCGAACCCCCUGCCACUACCAGCUCCCUGGCUUCCCUGCCCCUUGGGAGCCCCUCCACACUCUUGUGCAGGGACUUGGGGGCCCCUGGAGCUCAGGGGUCAGGCUGCUUUGUGUGAGAUUGUAGUUUUCCCAUCUCCUGGGAAGGGAUCUUGGGUGGUUCCCCUCUCAGUUCUCCUCCAGGGAAUGGCCUCCAUGAGGGGCAGGGCCAGCUCCCAUCCUUUCUCCAGCCCUUGGGGCAAUUGAGCAAUAUACUUAUAUGAAUCUCUACUCAUGGCCCCCACCAGCUCUGAAUGUCUAACCUACCCUCCUGAUUUGUAAACCCGGGGGGGGGGGGAACCAUCUCUCUCAUCUAGUGACCUCCCCUCAUUCUGAAGCUUUCUCUAAGCCCCUGCCUAGAUGCUUCCUAGCACAUUCCAUUCUUCGUGGCCCAGGGCCUGGACCAGACCAUUGUGAUACCUGAUACCUGCCCAUCUGGAAGCAUGGCUUCCAUUCUUCCCAGGGGUGGGUUUCUGUGUCCCUGUCUCCUUGGCUUCCAUGCCUUUAGAUCUUCCAUAUUCCUCCUCUCCUAGACUCUGGAGAUGGCCUCUUCCAAUCCAGGUCAAGGAGGUGUUGGGGGGAGGGCUACCCAUCUGUUCCACGGCUGAGCACUUUCCCAGCCCAGGGCAGCACUAAUCUUGGCCCUAUCUUGACCCCCAAAUCCAGUGAGCCCCAGAUUCUUCCAAGGCAAAGAGGUGAGUAGAUCACACCUCUUCCUGCCUCUACCUAUGGCCUCUUCUGGGCUAAAUCAGAUUUGGGGGCCAGGAGGAGGGAGCUCCAUAUGGGACGGGGAAGGGAAUCUACUUUCUCCCUGGUUUUGUUUUGUUUUUUUUCCUGAUGGUUUCUCCCAGACUAGACCAAAUAGCCAGAAAAGUGAUGGGGGUUGGAUGGGUGGGUAAGCCCAAGAUUUGCACAUGACCUCCCAUCCUUACCUUUACCUCCAUCUUCCCCAGUGUCGCUUCCCUCACCAUUCACUCCAGGUGGUUUUUGGGGAACCAUCCUACUCCCUUGGUGGGCUUUGGGGUAUCCCCACCAACUUUUCCUCCAGAAUAGCACCUUACACCCCAUCUUUGACUCAGUUCCCCACACCCAAAGAUCCCAGCCUAGGGAUGGGGCGCAGGGACCUUAAACAGUCCCUAAUCCCUAAUUUGCACUAGUUAACCCUGGUCAGGGGUCCGUAUGUUUCCUUCCAGUGGGGGAGUUGAAGAAAUGUUUGCUCCUAAUUCUCUUUGACGACCGGCCGUCCCCACUCUGUGAUUGGAUGAACAUUUCCCAUCCCACCCACCUCCCCCCUCCCAAAAAAAAAAAAACAAACAGCUCACAAGGGGAGAGUCAGUUUGGGGGAGCAAAUCUGAUAAAUGGGAAUUAGAGGAGUGCAGUUUAAAAGGGGGAAAUGCUGCCACCAUUGAGAUGGGAGCUUAAUCCCAGCUACUGUUUUCCGGGGCCAAGAUGGCUGCCCUCUCUCGUGGCUGAAAGGGCAAGAUCAUGGCUUUUGGAGGGAGGUGAGCUUGGGGGAAGGACCAGGAGCAUCCUCCUGCCUCCUCUUACCCUCCUAGUCUACAGGAAGGGGGAGGUUUUUGACAGGCUCCUGAAUGUUAACCACGGAGGAGUGUCAUUCCUUCUCUCCUCCUCUGUCUCUUUGCACUUUUCCUGGUCUUGGCCACAGUCCGAGUGAAAAGUUCCUACUGAAUGUACCAAGUUCCAAUUUUUAAGGGGGUAAAAUGCUUAAAACGGGAAAUGCAAAAAAAAAAAAAAAUCACUAAAAAAAUUCCCACAAAUCUCGUUUCUGGCACUUUAGAAAAACUGCGAAAAAAGAACAUAAUAAAGAAUA
Messenger RNA from Neomonachus schauinslandi (Hawaiian monk seal), 5235 nucleotides. RefSeq names its product zinc finger and BTB domain containing 4 (gene ZBTB4). The record is from RefSeq and is a predicted model, not a curated record. NCBI's taxonomy places the organism in Eukaryota, Metazoa, Chordata, Mammalia, Carnivora, Phocidae. The coding region runs from base 273 to 3326 and encodes 1017 amino acids. Gene Ontology annotation, molecular function: protein binding. Gene Ontology annotation, biological process: regulation of cytokine production; regulation of immune system process; negative regulation of transcription by RNA polymerase II. The transcript is spliced from 5 exons.